Molecule: messenger RNA, 693 nt
Organism: Helianthus annuus (common sunflower)
Lineage: Eukaryota; Viridiplantae; Streptophyta; Magnoliopsida; Asterales; Asteraceae
Product: 60S ribosomal protein L27a-3
Exons: 2
Coding region: 141-581 (146 amino acids)
Biological process (GO): translation
Cellular component (GO): ribosome; cytosolic large ribosomal subunit
Molecular function (GO): structural constituent of ribosome
Source: RefSeq, a predicted model, not a curated record
CCAUUAUGUAAUUGGCUAAAGCCCACGGAAAUACUCAGUUGGGUCUGGCUAUAAAGCCGACUUAGGGUUUUCAUUUUCUUCCAGCCCUAACACAGGUAAGUCGCCGCCGCUCGUCACCGUAAUUCUCUUUUCAGGGUAAAAUGACGACCAGGUUGAGGAAGAACCGCAAGAAGCGAGGCCACGUGAGCGCGGGACACGGCCGUAUCGGAAAACACCGAAAGCAUCCCGGAGGUAGAGGUAACGCCGGAGGUAUGCACCACCACCGGAUCCUGUUCGACAAGUACCAUCCCGGUUUCUUCGGUAAGGUCGGUAUGAGGUACUUCCACAGGCUCAGGAACAAGUUCUAUUGUCCGAUAGUCAACGUGGACAAGCUCUGGUCAAUGGUGCCGCAGGAGGUGAAGGAUAAGGCUUCAGCUGAUAAGGUGCCUGUGGUUGACGUCACGCAGCUUGGGUACUUUAAGGUGUUGGGGAAGGGGAUGGUGCCUCCGUCACAGCCGAUGGUGGUUAAGGCGAAGCUUAUUUCGAAGACUGCUGAGAAGAAGAUUAAGGAAGCUGGUGGUGCUGUUGUGCUUACUGCUUAGGUUUGGUUUAUAUUUUGCUUUUGUUGAACUGAAUUUUGAUUUAAGGUUUUUUUUAUAAUACAAUGGACGUUAUUUAUGAUUUUGUUUAUUGAUGUCGCUCGAUGUUUGGUUU